UGACUUUGUUGUUACAAACAAAAAAAAGUGACUUUAGGAGAUAAUUUGGGAUAGUUGAGUGACCAUUUGAGUAAUAGUCACUCAACUAUUAGGUGGGAGGGUCAUUUAGCUAUAAACCAUUAGCACUUCAUUUUUUAAUCAACGAGGUACAAUUGGCACAUAAUUUUUACUUGUUUAGUUUUAUUUAUCACGGCACAUUUAGAUAUAUAUAGUUUUUCGAAAAAAACUAUGACUUUGCUAUUAGUUUAUAUUGAAUUGAUGGAUGUAGAUUUGCUCAACAUUGACACAACCAGUAUAGCUUCUCUAGAGGAACUGCACAGUGAGCUGGAAUCAAAUGGAAUGAAGUUGGCACUAGCGAACCCAAGGUGGCAUGUGAUCCACAAAUUGAGGUUAGCCAAAUUUGUGAAGAAAAUUGAAGGGAGGGUCUUUUUGACCAUUGGAGAAGCCAUUGAAGCAUGUUUUACUAGCAAGAACAUGCAUGCUUCAUCUUUGACUGUGGUUUAAUUUGAUGCUUGUUAAUUUGAGGCCUAGCUAACCUCAGUGCUAUAGUGCUAAACUUCUUCAGUAUGUAUAUUCAAGGGAACAAUAAUAAAAGGAGCUAAUACUAUUAUAUUGUUGCUCCCUAUCACUGAAAGAAUGAUAUAUGGUAGGGGAAAAAAAACUUGAAGAGCUACUGGAUUUCAAUCAGCUGGCUUGAAUUGAACGUUAUUAUGUUGUAACAUAUAUGUUUGUUGCAGUAUGAAUGUAAUAUAUGUGAGUAAUUUUCGCAUA
Molecule: messenger RNA, 771 nt
Organism: Nicotiana tabacum (common tobacco)
Lineage: Eukaryota; Viridiplantae; Streptophyta; Magnoliopsida; Solanales; Solanaceae
Source: RefSeq, a predicted model, not a curated record